GGAUGGCGUACCGCUGACACCCCUUGCCGGUGAAACUGGAGACCAAUUCAUCGUCGGUGGUAGCCGUAGCGACAUCUUGGUGGUAAGAGAGGCCAGGUUAGACGACCCCAGCACAUACUCCUGUGAAGCUCUCCAUUCUCUCACGGGGGAGAAGAGGCGAAGUCCACCAGCUAUGCUUUCGGUGUCACAUUCCACUGGGAGUAUGGCACCUCGAAUGCUGGCUGUAUCAGACGAUGAGAUCGUACCACAAGGCGGUGAUGUGCGCCUGGUUUGCUGCGCAAUCGGUAGCCCUACUCCAACCUACAGCUGGUUCCGCCACAGCAAUGGCCGACUGAGUCCCAUAUCCAACAGCAUCAGAAUCUCAGUGUCGGAUCAGGUUCUGGUCAUCAGACGCGCGCAGGCGUCCGACAGUGGCGUAUGGACCUGCCGAGCUCACAACCAGUACGGGGAACAAAGAAGAGACGCCAGACUCAGGGUCCGGUCUAGACUAGUGGUCACUGUCCAGCCACAACUGCAAAUCGCAAACUCCGGCAGUUCGGUGUCGUUCAACUGUUCAGUGGAAGGCGGUGACGCUAGAGUGCGUUGGUUGCAUGACGGGGUGCCGGUGGGAGGCGGAGAGAAGGUCCUGAGGGUCCACGGGGUGGUGCGGGCGCACCGCGGAAUGUACCAGUGCUUCGCCGAGAGGGACAUGGAUAGCGCGCAGGCUGCCGCUGAGCUGCGUUUAGGAGAUACAGCUCCAGAACUUCAUUACACGUUCAUAGAGCAGGCGUUACACCCAGGGCCGACUUUGGCCUUACACUGUGCCGCCUCUGGCUCCCCCCCUCCAAGGUUCACCUGGCUUCUGGACGGCCAGGCUGUGGAGGAAUUGAAUACACCUCAGAGAACUGUGACGCAGUUUAUGAACCCGAACGGCGACGUGGUGAGCUACCUUAACAUCACGUCUGUGAAGCCGGAGGACGGCGGCCGGUACACAUGUCGCGCUCACAAUUCGCGCGGGGCCGUCGAGCACUCCACGCGGCUCAACGUUUAUGGUCCUCCGUCCAUCAGGAACGUGGGCCCGAUCCGCGUGGUCGCCGGUAUCAACGCGACCAUCUAUUGCCCGUACGCCGGAUUUCCAAUCAGUGAGAUCCGUUGGCAGCGUGGAGGGCUGGACCUCGGCUCAUCGGGUGGACGAGCGUUGUCAGGUCUCAGCGGCGAGCUGCUGCUGUGGCCGGCUGAACCUGCAGACGCCGGCGUUUACUCCUGUAGAGUCACGGCUCCGUCUGGACAGUACGCACAGAAGGACAUACAAAUAUUCGUGAGAAAUCCACCAAAAAUAGCUGGGUUUUCCUUUCCAACUGACUUGGUGGAAGGCAGUUCUGUCCAAGUCCUUUGUGGUAUCACGUCAGGAGACAAACCAGUUUAUUUUUCUUGGCUGAAAGAUGGACAGCACAUUCCAUCAAAUUUACAGGUACAAGAGAAAUCGCUGGAUGAGUUUAGUUUUUUGAUCUUCUCCCAUGUGACAUCUAAGCAUAGUGGCGAAUAUACCUGUGUCGCUAGUAAUUCUGCGGCAGAAGUAAACCACACAGCAAGACUUGCUGUUAAAGUUGCACCAUCAUGGGUGUACGAACCUCAAGAUGUGUCAGCAUUACUAGGAACUCAAAUUUUAGCCCAUUGCGCCACCAAAGGAUAUCCUGAACCGAGAAUUUCUUGGCUAAAAGGACAUGGAUCAGGAGUAGAUUUUCGUCCAGUCUCGAACCUCGAUCUCCAGUUUUCGGUAUUGGCUAAUGGCUCGCUGAGCAUAGCUCCCGCAGCGCACCACCACGAAGGGCAGUACAUGUGCCGUGCUGAGAAUGGGAUAGGCCGCGGCCUGUCGAAAGUCAUCACUAUAUCAGUUAACGAACCAGCCCAUUUUGAGUUCUCAUCUCGCAACAUGACAGUGAAGAGGACCGCGCAGGCGACGUUGCAGUGCGACGCGCGCGGCGAUCCCCCCAUACAACUGCAGUGGACGCACAAUAUGAAGAGGGUAGACCUUACUACUUAUAGGGUGUCGGUAUCAGAGAAGCGGUCAGACAGCGGAGUCAGCUCUCAGUUGAACAUCGCGCACGCAGAACGCCACGACUCGGGCGUUUAUCGGUGUCGUGCAGAAAACUCCUAUGGACGGGACGAGUUGCUGAUCUAUCUGGCUGUUCAAGAAUUUCCGGAAGCACCUCGCGGCUUACAGGUGGUGGAGCGGGAGGCACGCGGCGCGGUGGUGCAGUGGCGGCGCGGGUACGACGGCAACGCGCGCGUGCGAUCCUACCGCCUGCAGUACCGCGCGGUGGGCGCCGCCCCCCCCCCGCCCGACCACUGGAGCGACGCGCCCGCACGCCUAGUGCCCGCCGCCAGCCUGCUGCAGAGACAGGAAUCCUCUGAGCCCGAUUCGGAAGUGAUCCUGGAGUACCGGCUGGAGGGUUUGCGUCCCGCCACCGCAUACGCGCUGCGCCUGGCCGCCGUCAACGCCAUUGGCGACAGCGACUACUCCGAGUCCGUCAUCCUGCAGACUUUGGAAGAAGCACCAUCGGAGCCUCCUCACAAUGUUCAAGUUCAAGCAACUGCACCAGGAGAACUUCUAAUCAAAUGGCAGGCGCCACCUCAAGAGUCUUGGAACGGUGAACUGCUUGGUUAUGUGGUGACUUGGCGAGAGGCCGGUUCCACUGAGCCGGAAAACGCAACUCAGGCAAUCACAGCCUCUGGAUGGAGUGCUACGCAGGUCCAAUUGGCCUCGCUGAGAGCGCACGCUCACUACGAGGUGCGAGUGCGCGCCUUCAACGCGGUCGGCGCCGGCCCCUCCGCCGCCCCGCUCACCGCCACCACGCUCGAAGGAGCCCCUGAAGCCCCACCGGAGCGCGUGCGCUGCGAGGCGAUGUCCGCGCAGUCGCUGCGCGUGUGGUGGGAGCCGCCGCCCGGCGCCGCGCGCGGGGGCGUGCUGCUGGGAUACGAGCUGAUCUAUGAGGUAGUGAACGACCCAGAUAGUCCGGUCGAAACACGUCGCGCGGGCGGCACGCAGACCGUAUUGCAGUCACUGCAGCGCGCCGCCAACUACUCCAUCAGCCUGCGCGCGCGCACCGCCGCCGGGCCCGGCCCCGCCUCGCCGGCCGCGUACUGCGCCACGCAUGAAGACAGUACGUAUAAUGCGAUUCAAAUAAGAAUAGGAAAGCCAAUGACCUCUAUCUGUCAAAUGUCGCUUGAAAAGUACGGUUUGCAAAAAAAACUUGGAAUCCUUUUUAGCAUUCAAGAAUAA
Molecule: messenger RNA, 3262 nt
Organism: Chilo suppressalis (striped riceborer)
Lineage: Eukaryota; Metazoa; Arthropoda; Insecta; Lepidoptera; Crambidae
Source: the annotation of a GenBank genome assembly